This is a messenger RNA of Plasmodium reichenowi, 987 nucleotides long. RefSeq names its product NLI interacting factor-like phosphatase, putative. The transcript has a single exon. NCBI's taxonomy places the organism in Eukaryota, Apicomplexa, Aconoidasida, Haemosporida, Plasmodiidae. Gene Ontology annotation, molecular function: phosphoprotein phosphatase activity. The coding region runs from base 1 to 987 and encodes 328 amino acids. The record is from RefSeq and is a predicted model, not a curated record.
AUGAAAAAAAGAAAAUUUGAAAGAUGUAUUUAUCAAAUAUUGAAGAUAGUAAAAUUUUAUAUGAAUAUAUGGAUAAAAAUAAAGAAGUUGAUAAGAUAUGUAUUAAGUCCAUUAUUUUUAAGAGAUUCUUUUCAUUUUAAGACAUAUAGAAAAAGAAGGAUAUGCCCAACAAUGACUUUAGUUUUAGAUUUAGAUGAGACAUUAAUAUAUUGUACAAAAAAAAGGAAAUAUCAUUAUCAAAAAGAGGUGGAUGUAUUAAUUAAUGGAAAGUACUUACCAUUAUAUGUAUGUAAACGUCCAUAUAUUGAUUUAUUUUUCUCAAGUCUUUAUCCUUUUUAUGAAAUAAUAAUAUUUACCACAGCCAUUAAAUCUUAUGCUGAUACAGUAUUAAAUAUAAUAGAUGUUGAUCAUUAUAUUGAUAAAAAGUUCUAUAGAGAAGAUUGUUAUGAAAUGAAUGAAAAAUUAUAUAUAAAAAAUUUAACAAAUAUAAAAAAAGAAUUAUCCAAAAUUAUUCUAAUCGAUGAUUCUAAUAUAUCUGGAUUUCAAUAUCCUGAUAAUUUUUUCCCAAUAAAAAAAUGGCAAGGAGAUUUAAAUGAUAACGAACUAUUACAUCUUAUACCCUUCUUUUUAAAUUUAAGAAAAUUAAAAGAUAUUAGAUCAUUAUCCUCCUUUAGAUUAAUAUCACAAAAAGAUGUAUCCAAAUUAUUAUGUACAUCCUCAUCAAAACAUAUUAAAUUUUUAACAGAUGAUAAUUCAAAAUAUUUAUAUAGACAUUCUUUAGCCUUUCAAGCUAUUAAUUAUCUAAAAAUUUUUAUGAACAAAUUUAGAUAUGCUAGUUCAAAAAAACAAUGGAACGAAUUAGGGAAAAAAAUAAAUAACAAAUUGAAAUCAUAUCCCUUUUCCUUAUCAAAAUUAAAAGGUUCCAGUGAUGAUGAGCAUAAAAAAAAACACAGAAAGAUAAUUAACAACAGAAAAAUGUUGCAUUGA